Lethenteron reissneri (Far Eastern brook lamprey) is the source of this 1479-nucleotide messenger RNA. Its product is annotated as DNA (cytosine-5)-methyltransferase 3B-like. The record is from RefSeq and is a predicted model, not a curated record. Lineage: Eukaryota; Metazoa; Chordata; Hyperoartia; Petromyzontiformes; Petromyzontidae. Gene Ontology annotation, cellular component: nucleus.
AUGGUAAUGCUGUGCUUGGCCUGCGCCAGUGACAAGGUGGUCACUCAGCACCCGCUCUUCCCUGGCAGCCUGUGUCUCAGCUGCAAGGUAAAUUACGUCCUCUCCGUGUACCUGUUUGAUGAUGGAUAUCACUCGUACUGCGCCAUCUGUGGCCGAGGGGUGGAGAUCCUGCUGUGUGAGAGCGCCAACUGCUGGAGGGUGUUCUGCACGUGCUGCAUGGACCGGCUCCUGGGCCUCGGGACGGCACGCAGGGCCAAGGCCUUGCAUCUGUGGCAGUGCUACCUGUGCCGGCCGCUAGAGGACGGCAGUCCGCUGAGCCUCCGCCACGAUUGGGCCCUUCGCCUCCGAGACCUCAUCGCCGACGAAGGGGCCGUCGGAGAGGAAUCUCGCCCACUCCUCCCACCGCUGGUACCGGCGAAGAAGGCGGCGGUCAGAGUGGUGACGCUCUUCGAUGAUAACAGCGCAGCCUGCAACGCUCUGAGAGACUUCGAUGGCUUGAUCGCCCGCCAUGUCCAGUGCCGCCUGAGCAACAACCGCAUGAAGGCGAUGCCCACAAUAGACCGCGGCCAAGUUAUUCACACGGAUGUGAGCACCAUCACCGGGAAGCACGUCCAACAGUGGGGACCAUUCACGCUGUUGCUUGGAGGACACUGCCUUCUUGAAGACGGCACUGGCGAGACAUUGAAUCGUUUCUUCUACGAGUUCUUCCACCUGGUGCGGAUGACUCGGCCGGGGGAGCACGAGGCGCGUGCCAGGCCCUUCUUCUGGCUGCUCACGGUCCUGGAGGCGGAAUGCUUCUGUGGCCCCAUGAAUAACCAAGAGAUCUCACGCUUCCUGGCAAUGCCACCCGUGGAGAUUUUCUCCUCGCACAGGCAGGUGACCUGCUACAUGUGGGGAAACUUGCCCUGCCUGGACAGGAUUUGUAACUUCUACGGAGACCUGGAGCUGGAGCCACAAGAAUCCUGGCAGGAGGAUCUGAAAAACAGCUGGCACCUGGCAUACGAACCCUUGCGCCGGGCGCUUGCCCCUUUACGUGAUUAUUUUCGCUUUGAGUAGCCGGCAUUUGCGUGAAGCGGCGAGCGGACAUUCUGCAGCCAGGACAAAAGAAUGCUUGCGCAUCGGUGCGCCAAGAAAUUAAAAUUACAUUGUGGUCUCAGUUGGAUAUAUCCUCGUCUGUUUACAUCGUUACCAUGUUUCUGUUGAAUAUUGCACGUUUUUGUAUCUGAAUGUUUGUUAUUUUUACCAUGAUCAGUAUGAAAAGAAUCUGCCCCAAGCCGCCUUGUGUUGCAGGGAAUUUUACAUCUACCUUUGAUUUUACAUUGAUAUGUUUGUGCAAUGUUUUUGAUUGCUCGUGGUACAGUUUUUAGUUAAAUUUCUAUUUGCUUCAACUGUAUUUUGUAUGGUAUUGGUGACCCAGGUCACCCUUGCAAAUGAAAUGAUCCUGGCAUCUGGAGUUCUCACCUUGUUAAACAAUAAACU